This is a messenger RNA of Wasmannia auropunctata (little fire ant), 640 nucleotides long. RefSeq lists its product as uncharacterized. The record is from RefSeq and is a predicted model, not a curated record. The transcript has 2 exons. The annotation marks the transcript as partial. Lineage: Eukaryota; Metazoa; Arthropoda; Insecta; Hymenoptera; Formicidae.
AUGGCAGAAGGUCAAAGCACAGGUAACGCGAUCACAUUAACGAACGAACAGUUUGCUGCCCUUCUACAACAGAUACAAAUAUCUGCCGGAAACGUCCCUGUCGCAAACAUCGCGCAAAAACAAGGUAAUUUUUCACGAUGCACUACACGAUUCGACGGAAGCAAGACGUCCAAUGUAGAAGCAUUUAUUGACGCGAUCGUCACAUAUAAAAAAUGUACUAAUACAUCUGACGAAAACGCGUUGAAAGGGUUACCGAUCCUCCUCACGAACAUCGCCGCGACAUGGUGCCAAGGUGUUAAACACACGGUUAAUAGCUGGGAUACCGCGAUAGAACUGUUAAAACAAACUUACGGACCCAAAAAACCGGCGUAUCGAAUAUAUAAAGAACUAUUCGCCGGCGAACAGGAAGAGGCCACAUCAACAGACAUAUUUAUAUGCAAAGCGCGUGCGUUACUGUCGAAAGAUAUGGUUUACGGAUUAUUAGUAUAUAAAAUCCGCAAGGAAAUACCACGCGAUAAAGUCACGUCAUUCACGGAACUGCUAGACCUCGCCAGAGAAGUCGAAAUGGCUAGAGUCGAAAAAGAUUACAAAAUACCCAAGCCGCCAUCGUCGCCACGUAAAAACGAAACUCGACCGCGUU